AUGUCUUCCCUCUUUGACGCCGUCCUGCAAUCCGAAUUGGGCUCCACGGCGGGCUCCCGUGACCAUCGUCUUCACUCCGAUCAGAUCCCCAGUUCACGACCCCAACCGCCUUCCGAAAGCAAUGGCCCCAUGAGUGAUAUGCAUGGCUUUGCCGAUGAUCAAAUUGCCGAUUCCAGUGCCUCGACCGUUACUCGACUGCGCAAUCCCUAUCUCCCCGGACCGCCCCCGGUAAGCGAUGUGGCAGGCGAGAAAGUACAGCAGGCUUUCGCAGAGCUUCUCGAAACCUAUCAGGAAGAAACACCUUCGUCGGCACAGGCGGCGCCAUCGUCACAAGUCUUGAGUGAAAAAUACUACAUCGCUCAGAUCAUGGGCAUGGCAAAAUGGGAACUGUCCACCCUUUACGUCGAUUUCACCCACCUGACCUCCAUGAGCAACCCAAUUCUUGCCGACGCCAUUGCCAACCAAUACUACCGAUUCCAGCCCUUCUUGACCAAGGCUCUUCAUGACCUUAUUGCCAAGUAUGAGCCAGACUACUUCGCCUCCCACCGUCAAGCUACGGCCGCAGGCAGUGUUUCUUCCCAAGCCGGCACUUCGAUGAUCGCUGGCAACUCGAGUGUAUCCGACAACCCUGAAUUGGAGCGCAAUAUCCGCGAGAAGACUAGGCAUCAGCAGACGGAUAAGCUGUUCUCUUUGGCCUUCUACAACCUGCCCCUUGUUUCCAGACUGCGCCAGCUGCGCACAUCCCAGAUUGGAAAGUUGGUCUCGGUGUCUGGUACAGUCACGCGGACGUCUGAAAUUCGCCCUGAAUUGUCACUGGGAACCUUCAUUUGCGAGGAGUGCAAGGCCGUCGUUACCAACGUGGAACAAACCUUCCGUUAUACUGAGCCUUCCCAAUGUCCGAACAACACCUGCGGUAACCGCUCCGGCUGGCGCUUGGAUAUCGGCAAGAGUACGUUUGUGGACUGGCAGAAGGUGAAACUGCAGGAAUCUUCUCACGAGAUCCCAACUGGCAGCAUGCCGCGGACGAUGGAUGUCAUUCUUCGCGGUGAAAUGGUUGAUCGCGCGAAAGCCGGUGAGCGGUGUAUCUUCACAGGUACCUUGAUCGUGGUUCCCGAUGUCAGUCAAUUAGGGCUUCCUGGCGUGCGGCCGGAGGCAGUUCGUGAUGACGGUGCCUUCCGGGGAAGUGAUAUCGGAGGCGGUGGCGUUACUGGACUGAAGGCGCUCGGUAUCAAGGAUUUGACCUAUCGACUGGCCUUCCUUUCUUGCAUGGUCACUCCCGACACCACGACGCCGGGUCAGCAGUCCAACCAGCAGCUGAAUGGACAAUCGCAAAACAUCUUGGCUUCGCUCAACCAAAACCGGGAUCCCGAAUCCAACGAAGACCAGGCCCAAGAAGCUCUUCUUCAGAGCCUGACCCCUUACGAGGUCCAGGACUUGAAGAACCUUGUUCACUCUGAGUACAUCUACUCGCGAUUGAUUGACUCGAUCGCCCCCAUGAUUUACGGUCAUCGCCAGAUUAAGAAGGGUUUGCUGCUGCAGCUGAUUGGCGGUGUCGGCAAGUCCACGGAGCAAGAGAACCUCCAGCUUCGUGGUGACAUCAACAUUUGCAUUGUCGGCGACCCUUCCACGAGUAAGAGUCAAUUCUUGAAAUACAUCUGCUCGUUGCACCCUCGCGCAGUCUACACCAGUGGUAAAGCCUCGUCUGCCGCCGGUUUGACCGCAUCUGUUGUCAAGGACGCUGAGACGGGCGAAUUUACCAUUGAAGCUGGUGCCUUGAUGUUGGCUGUAGGUGGUAUUUGCUGUAUCGACGAAUUCGACAAGAUGGACAUCAGUGACCAGGUUGCCAUUCACGAAGCCAUGGAACAACAAACUAUCUCCAUUGCCAAGGCUGGCAUUCACACCACCCUCAAUGCUCGGGCUUCUAUUCUCGCUGCUGCCAACCCAAUCGGCGGCCGAUACAACCCUAAGACUACACUGCGCGGCAACCUUAACUUUAGCGCCCCCAUUAUGAGUCGUUUCGAUCUGUUCUUCGUGAUCCGGGAUGAUCCCAAUGAAACAGUGGAUCGCAAUCUGGCUGAUCACAUUGUCAAUGUCCACAUGAACCGCGACGAAGCUGUGAACCCUGAGCUCAGCACCGAGCAAUUACUCCGCUACAUUCGAUUCGCUCGUACCUUCAAGCCUGUGUUCACGGAGGAGGCGAAGGCUUAUCUGGUCGAAAAGUAUAAGGAGCUUCGUGCCGGCGACGCUCAAGGUGGCAUGGGCCGCUCUUCGUACCGCAUCACGGUUCGACAGCUGGAAUCUCUGAUCCGUCUCUCUGAAGCCGUUGCCAAAGCCAAUUGUGUGGAAGAGAUUAUACCCAAAUUUGUGCGCGAGGCGUACGACCUUCUCCGACAGAGCAUUGUGACGGUCGAAAAAGAUGAUGUCGAAGUCGACGAUGAUGAGCCGGCCGCCGCCGAUGGUCCUGCUGUUGAGGAGGAUCAUGAAAUGGGCGAUCGUGAUGGUGACAGCCCUAUGCGUGAAGAUGCCGAACCCGCCCAGCCCAAACGCUCAAGGACCAAGAUCACAUACGACAAGUACAUGAAGAUCCUAAACCUCAUGGUCCGUCGUGUGCGGGACGAUGAAGCGAACUCCGGCGAGGGUGUCGAGCAAGAGGAUCUCCUCAUCUGGUAUCUGGAGCAGAUUGAGUCCGAGAUUGACACAGAGGACGAUCUCCAGAAUGAGCGUGACUUGGCUGUGAAGGUCUUGAAGCGAAUGAUCAAGGAUAACAUUCUGAUGCCAAUUCGCGGGCAAGGCCUUGUGGAUGCCGAUGAUGAAGGGCAGAGUGAGCAAGUUCAACGCACUGUUUACGUGAUGCAUCCCAACUGCGCCAUCGACGAGAUGUAA
Molecule: messenger RNA, 2883 nt
Organism: Aspergillus niger
Lineage: Eukaryota; Fungi; Ascomycota; Eurotiomycetes; Eurotiales; Aspergillaceae
Exons: 4
Coding region: 1-2883 (960 amino acids)
Biological process (GO): mitotic DNA replication; double-strand break repair via break-induced replication; DNA replication initiation
Cellular component (GO): MCM complex; nucleus
Molecular function (GO): ATP binding; single-stranded DNA binding; single-stranded 3'-5' DNA helicase activity
Source: RefSeq, a predicted model, not a curated record